This is a messenger RNA of Xyrauchen texanus (razorback sucker), 4940 nucleotides long. Its product is annotated as multiple epidermal growth factor-like domains protein 10. Gene Ontology annotation, molecular function: scavenger receptor activity; protein binding. The record is from RefSeq and is a predicted model, not a curated record. The coding region runs from base 153 to 3524 and encodes 1123 amino acids. Lineage: Eukaryota; Metazoa; Chordata; Actinopteri; Cypriniformes; Catostomidae. The transcript has 25 exons.
CUUUUCUACAGGAUCAUGAGUAAGUUCUUCAUCAGGAAUUCCACUUUUAAACACGAUUUCCAAAAAAUGAAGUUGAAAUAAAGCAGAAAGAUGGCUUCAACAGAAGCAUAUACUAUCGAUUAACAACCUCUGAGCUCAAGGUGUUUGCUGUAAUGAUGUCAUCCUGUACUCCUCUUCUAUUGGCUGUCUCAUGCUGUGUGAUUACUCUGACAUCAUCACUUAACCUGGAUGACCCCAAUGUCUGCAGUCACUGGGAGAGUUACUCUGUCACCGUGCAGGAGUCGUACGCACACCCAUUUGAUCAGAUCUACUACACCAGCUGCACAGACAUCCUUAACUGGUUCAAAUGCACUCAACACAGGGUGAGCUACAGGAUGGCAUACCGUAGGGGUGAGAAGACAAUGCAUCGACGCAAGUCUCAAUGCUGCGCAGGAUUCUAUGAGAGCAGAGAUAUAUGUGUCCCUCACUGUGCUGAGAAAUGUGUGCACGGCCGCUGCAUGGCCCCCAACACCUGUCAGUGUGAGCCGGGCUGGGGCGGAGCCGACUGCUCCAGUGCAUGUGACAGCAGCCACUGGGGUCCUCACUGCAGCAACCGGUGUCAGUGUCAGAAUGGCGCACUGUGUAACCCCAUCACUGGAGCAUGCAUCUGUGCACCCGGGUACCGCGGCUGGCGCUGCGAGCAGAUCUGUGAUCGUGGCACUUACGGCAACAACUGCCAACAGAUGUGCCAGUGCCAGAACAAUGCCACGUGUCACCACAUCACAGGAGAGUGUGUGUGCAGCCCAGGAUACACAGGAGCAUUCUGUGAGGAUCUGUGUCCUCCAGGUAAACAUGGAAGUCAAUGUGAGGAGCGCUGCCCAUGUCAGAACGGCGGUGUGUGUCAUCAUGUGACAGGAGAGUGUUCAUGUCUUGCCGGCUGGAUGGGGACAGUGUGUGGUAAGCCGUGUCCUGCAAGGCAUUUCGGUAAGAAUUGUUCACAGGAGUGUCAGUGUCAUAACGGAGGAAGCUGCUCGCCAUCCACUGGACAGUGUGUGUGCACUGCAGGAUACACUGGAGACAGGUGUCAGGAUCAGUGUCCAGUGGGCAUGUAUGGUGCGGGCUGCAGUCAGUCGUGUCACUGUGUAAACGGAGCGCAGUGUUAUCACAUCAGUGGCGAGUGUCUGUGUGAGGCGGGUUACACCGGCGAGAGCUGUGAGCAGCGCAUCUGUCUUGAUGGACUGUACGGACCCAAGUGUGACAGGAAGUGCCCGUGUCAUGCCAAAAACACACACAGCUGUCAGCCGAUGUCGGGCGAGUGUUCGUGUGAGCCGGGCUGGUCUGGUUUGUACUGUAAUGAGACGUGUGCUCUUGGAUUCUAUGGUGAGGCGUGUCAGGAGGUGUGUCACUGUCAGAACGGUGCCGACUGUCACAGCGUGACUGGGGAGUGUAUCUGUGCGCCCGGAUUCAAGGGCACAGACUGCUCGUCACCCUGCCCCGCUGGCACGUACGGCAUCAACUGCACCUCUGUGUGCUCCUGUAAGAACGCAGAAAUCUGCUCACCUAUAGACGGAUCAUGCGUCUGUCAAGCAGGUUGGCACGGGGUGGAUUGCUCAAUUAACUGCCCCAGUGGCACAUGGGGUUUAGGCUGUAACCUGACAUGUGUGUGUGGUAACCGUGGUGCAUGCAGCGCUCUGGACGGUGGGUGUACGUGUACUGCAGGCUGGAAAGGAGACCGCUGUCACCUGCACUGUCAGGAUGGAACGUAUGGAUUGGACUGCCGUGAGCGCUGUGACUGCAGUCAUGCAGAUGGGUGUCACCCGGAAACUGGACACUGCCGCUGUCUGGUGGGCUGGACAGGCAUUCAUUGUGACAGUGUGUGUGCUGAAGGCCGCUGGGGGCCCAACUGUUCUCUGUCCUGUAACUGUAAGAAUGGAGCGUCGUGUUCACCUGAUGAGGGGGCUUGUGAUUGCGCACCCGGAUUCAGAGGAAACACCUGCCAGCGCAUCUGUUCACUGGGUUUCUUUGGCCAUCGCUGUAGUCAGGCGUGUCCGCAGUGUGUCCAUAGCAACGGCCCCUGUCACCAUGUGAGCGGCCAGUGUGACUGUCUGCCGGGGUUUAAAGGGGCGCUCUGCAACGAAGUGUGUCCCAGUGGCAGGUUCGGUAAGAACUGUGCUUGGGGUUGCAGUUGCACUAAUAAUGGCACAUGUAACCCCAUCGACGGCUCGUGUCAGUGUUAUCCCGGCUGGAUCGGCAGUGACUGCUCACAGCCUUGUCCUCCUGGUCAUUGGGGUCCGAACUGCAUCCAUACAUGUAACUGUCAUAACGGAGCAUUCUGCAGUGCGUAUGAUGGGGAGUGUAAGUGUACAGCCGGCUGGACGGGUCUGUCCUGUACACAACGCUGUCUGCUGGGUUUCUAUGGUAAAGACUGUGUUCAGGCGUGUCAGUGUGAGAACGGCGCUGACUGUGAUCAUACCUACGGUCAGUGCACAUGUCGCACCGGCUUCAUGGGACGACACUGUGAACAGAAGUGUCCCGCCGGCUCAUAUGGCUAUGGCUGUCGUCAGGUGUGUGAUUGUAUCAAUAACUCCACCUGUGAUCACAUGACUGGCACCUGCUACUGUAACCCCGGCUGGAAAGGCACUCGCUGUGAUCAGGCUGGUGUGAUCAUCGUAGGUAAUCUGAACAGUCUGACCAGCACUGCUCUUCCUGUGGACUCGUAUCAGAUUGGAGCGAUUGCUGGAAUCAUCGUGCUGGUGCUGCUAGUGCUCCUGCUCCUCCUCCUCUUCAUCAUUUACCGCAAGAAACAGAAAUGCAAAGAAUCCACCAUGCCCACAGUCACUUAUACUCCCAACAUAAGAGCCAACAGCGACUACGCUAUCGCAGAGUCACUGCCACAGACUAAUGACGUCCUUCCCAACAGUAAUUAUUUCUCCAACCACAGUUAUCACACAUUGACCCAGUGCACCAGCCCACCUCACAUCAACAACCUGCCCUAUGGAAAGCCAAAGAGUAACCAGUUGUUUUUGAACCUAAAAAAUGCUGGGCCGAGGAAAAGGCUUUCACUGCUUGAUCACACAGGAACUCUACCAGCGGACUGGAAACAGGGCGGAUCUCUCAACGAGCUCGGAGCAUACGCCAUUGACAGGCAUUACAUGGGAAAGUCCCUUCGAGACCUAAUGAAGAGUGUAUCCUAUCAUGCCAGUUCCUGCUCUAUCAAUAGUUCAGAGAACCUGUACGCCACAAUCAAAGACCCUCCGCUGCUAAUGGCCAAGAGCUCUGAGUGCGGUUACGUGGAGAUGAAGUCUCCUGCUCACAGGGACUCACCAUAUGCUGAGAUACACGGCUUGAGUCCUACCAACAAAAAUGUAUAUGAAGUUGAGCCAACCAUUAGUUCUGUCCACACACACUCUAACAACAACUACAACGGACCAUUUUGUCAAGAUCCAUAUGACCUACCAAAGAACAGCCACAUCCCAUGUCAUUAUGACCUAUUACCCACAAGAGACAGCACCUCCUCACCCAAUGAGGACAUGGACAGGAAAUAAACAGCCUUCAAGGACAAUACACAUGUAACAUGAUCAUUUCAUACAUGUCUCCACAUCUAUUUUUUGUCAUGCAUUGUUAUAAUCAUUCUUAGGCCACGUACACAUAUGUUUUCAUCUUUUUCUCUAUGUUUUGGUCUUCUGUCCUCGGUUGUUCAACCCAAAACAAUCAAGAUGGUGGCCAAAGUUGUAGCAGCAUUGUUGUGCCUGAUAUUCAUAUUGAUAGUUUUAUCAACCUUUGUACAACCUUCACAUUGCAUUUCUUCAAAGACGAAGGGAAGUUUAUUUGAAAUUGCUGUCCAGCGAUGCAAAACGAAGACGACUCCGCUCCAGACCGUAUGGAAGAAGCAAACUUUAAAUUCACGCCAUUAACUUGAUUCAUUUGAUUCUUCAAUAACAAUGCAUUGCACAAAUACAGAACAGUCCUCUGUGUUUCUGUGACAAUUAUAUAUAUGUGUGAUUAUUCAAUAUUAGACAUUUCUUUUCCUUUUAUUCUGAUCUUCAGUAUUUAGUAUAGUAGCACUGUUUAUUAAGAGCAAACUGUCAGCUCAAUGAUAUUUUAUUGAACAUUUUCUCUCUCUUUUUUAAUAUUUAAUUUUUUUUGUUGUUGUUGUCAGAAAGCAUUUCAGGUUUACCAAAGAUUGAUGUGCCAUGAUAAAGUAGCAUUUUUGUUGUAUUUAUAUUUACAGUCAUCUAUUAAGUAUAGAUUACAAUCGGCAUUUCCAAGAUUAUUAUUAUUUUAUUAUAUUUUGUUUUGGGGGGGGGGGGGUCACUGAAAUGAAGAUCAAAAACGUUAUAGUUUGUAGUAAGUGAGCUGAAGCUGGACUUUUGUAAAGAAAUCUGUGUGGUCAUGAGACAUGAGUUCAGUUGGAUAUGGAUAAGAGUAUUGAGGACGUUCAUAUGUGAGUCUUAAAACACUCUGAGCCUUUUUAAGAAUUGUAAUUGUAUAAAUCUAAAUAAAGUGCCAAUUCUUUUAUGAAUUGCAAUUAUUUCCUUUGAAAAUGUAACAUUAAAUUCCUCUGUAACUUUACCAAUACUGUUUAAUGCUUAAUUCACUAAAAAUGCCACACAAAGACAUGGUAAAUAAUACUGGUUCCAAAAGGGAGUUAAAAUGUGGAACAACUGCAGUGUGUUUGAAUGUGUAUGUAUGUUAUCUUUCAAACUAUAUCAUUGUUUUUUUUUUAAGAAACGCAUAAAGUUGCACAACUGUUGUUAUUUUCCCUUCCUAAAGAGCUCCUAGACAGUUAGCCUAUAAAUGUACCUUGCAACCAUGUUUUUUCACAUACUUUCAAUUUUUGCAAUUCAGCUGUUAUAUACUGUAUGUGCAAUUGUGCUUUAACAUAAAAUUAUAAAAAUGUGUCAAGUUGGCAGUAGGGUGGUGUGAGUAAUAAAUAUAUGUUAGCAUCAUUGUAAAUAUUU